AGCGUGAGACAGCGGUGGAGAUAAAGAGAAGAAGAAGAAAAAGAAGGAGGAGAAGAAGAAGAGGAGGAGGAGGAGGAGGAGGCAGUGUCCGUGUGGAGGAUAAACCCCGCAGACAAACAGACCGGACCGGACCGGACCGGACCGGAAAGAAAGACAACAAACGUGGCUCGCGCCACCCUGAGGAAUAUCACUUCAUUUUUCGCUGUUGUUCUUAAAUUUGCUGUUUUUCAAGCGGAGUUCUGUUCUGUUCCGGACAGCUGCUCCUGACCCGUGUGUGCGCCCGCUCAGAGGUGCUGCGAGGCUCUCACGCCAAACCUAAUUUAUAAAAACCUUCAUUUAAUAUUUGUAAGGCAGUGUGUGUGUGUGUGUGUGUGUGUGUGUGUGUGUGUGUGUGUGUGUGUGUGUGUGCACGUGCGCGCCCACGCCCCCCGUCCCGUGUCCAGCAUCAGCACGCGGCAGAUCGAUGAGGAUGGAUUUAUUUACCUGAGCACGCGAGCAGAAGAUUUAAUUGUGUUCUGAUGCUGCUUGUUUUUACCGGAUGGAUUCCUGGAUAUUAAAUGAUACAGAACUGGACUGGACACCACAGAAGAAGAGCAGAAGACAUGGCGGGCUGAGCGGAGUCCUCCAGGCAGACAGUCCCGUCUGAAGCGGAGACCAGAGGACUGCAGGCCCACAGCAUGGUGGAUGUCACCGCAUCUUACAGGAUGAACCCGCUAGCUGCACUCAGCAUCGACCGCAAUGCUCUGGUGGGGGAAACCUACCGCCAACACGGAGGAAUUUUCUACCCUGGCAUUCACCUACUCUCUGGAGAAAAGCCCCAGGAGGCUGGCACUUCUGUCCCGCUUGGCUAUGAUCUCUUGUACAAACCAGAUGUAACCCUGUUGGAUGGCCAUAAAUCUGCAAAUGGAUAUGUUGGACUCUAUAAGAGCCCACCACCAGGGUUGCAGAAACCUCUACUUGUCUCUGCUGGGGUUGAUGGCCUGGGGCUAGACCGCCGAGCUCUACCCAGUGACAAGCAGUCAGAAAUGAGUUUGAAUGGUGCUGGCAGCUUCCUGAGGUUGCCCUGGAUCAGCCCUUAUGCUGAUGCAACGAUGUACCCCUUCCUGGACAUGGCAUACAAGGCCUCUUUCCUGUCCCAGCCAUCACCCUUUAUCCACCAGCAGCUGGCAUAUCAAUCUCUGUGUUCCUCUGGGGCAGGGAGUAGCGCAGCUGGGGAAGAGAGACUUUUCUACCUGCCUCAUUACGCCCCGGCCCAUAUCUCAUCCCCGCUGGGCCCUCCAAUACGAAUCCAUACAGCAAAUCCAACUCCUGCUGUCCUUUCACCCCUGCCCCACUGCCAGGGCAAGGCCUUACAAGGUCCGGGUCCUCAGGUACAUCAGGAACACUCUACCUUCAGCACCAGUCCACAGAUCCACCAGGAGUCUCAAUCUGUCCACCAUGCUGAGCGACAACAAAGUAGCAGUGGCACUAAAACCACGCUUAGCAGCAAAGGAGGUGGAAGUGGUGGUGCCCCUAUUAACAGUUCAGCUAGCACUGCUGCCUCAGAGUCACCUCCAGUUACCCGAACUCCUUGCUCAGUUCCCCAACCUCAGCCUCUCAGCACCAACACCACAGACCUCCAGAAGUCACUUUACAGAAGCACCUCCCCAUCCUUAACCUCACUUUCUGUGUCUCACACCUUUUUCUCACCCCUGAGCUCUGAGAACUGCACUCCGAUGCACUCAGGCAGCAACAAAACCAAAGACGCCAGCUCAGACUGCUGUAGUGCAGAGAAGUACACAUCACCUGCAAAGACACCAGUGGACAGAGCUGUACCUCAAACACCAGCCAAAAACCCUGGGGAAAAACCUUUGGAUCUGUCUGCCAAAGAGAUGGAAGGAAUCUCAGAUGGAUUACCUUCCAAAUUUAAUGCUCUGGGCAAAUUAGGGUACGUACCACCAUCUCGUUAUGGGCUGCUAGCCACUCAGGACAGGCACUUAAAGGAGAGUCUACCCCCACCUGUUAGCACGUCAGCAAUGACUCAAGAUCAUCCUGAAAUCAUCAGCACUGUACCCUCUCCUUGGGUUGUUCCAGGUCCUUGCCAAACGCUCAGCUCUGACCACAGCACAGCUUCCGGGAUUAUAAAAGAUAAGAAUUCAGAUCAUCAUCCACAGCCCCAAAGCUCACCUGGCUCCACAGCAGUUGAGGUUGCCAGUAGUCAAAACCCUGUUGCAGCGGGAAAACCCUCUGCUUCAUCUCCUUCCUCAAAGUCCAAAGUUGAACGAAUUCCCCCAAAUGAUGUGGAGAAUGUCCAUCCAAACAGUAAAGAAGAACCUCAUACAUGCCCUGGAAAACAGAGCAUGACUCCUGCGAAGGUAGAGGCUAACACACAGCAGCAGCCUCGUGUGGAAAAUGGAAACUCCUCUGGUCAAAUCUAUGGUGACUCCUAUCUCCCUCCUGGCUUAGGUUACACUAACCGCUACAUUCCAUACUCAGUUGCUGAGAGUAUGUCUUUGCAACGUAUGACUAUACCAGGAAAGGGGCCUGUCUAUCCCCAUCCAGUCCUGCUUGGCAACAACAGUUUUUACCCAUCUCGCAUGGCACCAAAACAUUGUCCUCCAUAUGGAGUACAUUCAAACCAGGGUGACUUCCUGACUUCAUACCAGAAUUCGCGGGGCAUAGCCCCUCCACCUAUUUCCUCAUACCCAGGUCAUGAUGGACUUGCCACGCAGGGUAAAACCUGGAAUGCUGAAGCAUACAAGAACGUGGACAAGCCUGAUGCUGACAGAUCCCACAAGAGUGAUAAUGACAGGGAAAAGUCCACAAACCAAACCAUAAAGGCUUCAAGCAAAAGCUUUGCUUCUGCAAGAGAUGAUGUUGUAUUUAUUGAUCUGGUGCGGGAUGAGGAAGAUGAUGAGUUGUCCACCAACAAGCCCAGCUCACAAUCUACCAUAAGAGAGGAUUCCUCCAAGCAUGGUUCCAGUGGCUGUAAUCACAGUCAAGAAAGAGAGCCAUGGCCUCCAAAAGCCCUGCCUCUGAGCCAGGCAGCAGCGCAAAGUCAAGACUUACUACCCCACACUUCCCAACCACAACUGCCUCAUCACAACUCUUCUUCACCUCCCCCUCCACGUGAGGAGAUCUCAGAGGACACCCAGGAAAAUGAUGAUCCACUUAGUCCACUGCCGGACAUCCCAGAGGAGCAGACAAUGAGCUGUGCCCGAACGUCUCCAAGGCAGUUCUCUAGAAAAUGUAAAACUGGACCCUCUGCUGGUGCAGGGGACUUGACAAGUGUCAAUGAUGGUGUUGAUGGGAAAGGUGAUAGUGAGGAAGCAAAGUCAGAGGCCUUACACAAUAAACAUGUAAAUCCUGAGAAGAGCCCCUCAAGAAAUGGCAACUCACUGUGUCCUGUUUGCAAAGAAGAUUGUUCAGGUCAUUGUAAAAGUUCUAGCAUUAUGGGAGCAGUGUGUACAGUCACCAGCACCUGUCAUUCAGACAGUCCUGUACCAGCAUGUAGAGAUUUAAGUCCCCAGAUACCAUCUUGCAGGAGUUUUAAUCCCAGGGCUCCAGCAGGGGGAGUUAUGAACACCAGGCCUGCACUGCGUGUUAACAUGAACCCAGGAAGUCAUGCAUGUAACAGUGGAGAUGUAAACAGUCAAAAUUUUGCCAACAUAAAUUUUGUGGGUCCAUGUUGCAGAAAUCUGAGGGCUCCAACGUGUGAACCCAGAAUUUUAAGCGGUCAACCAUUUGGAGGUAGCGACCCCGUGACUCCUAAUUGCAGGAACAUCAAUCCCAGCUUUACAAAUUUUAAAGACCACAAUGCUGUGCGCCCAGUUUCUGGAAACCUCAAUCCUAGGGCUCCUGCAUGUGGAAAGAAUUGUUUAAGUUGUGGAAAUACCCUCUCUAAUGGCCAGUCUUUAGGAAAUAACCAGACCUCUGUGGAUUACAAUACAAGGGUUCCGACAUAUAGGAAGACAUUUUCUCUGGGCCCCACUUGUCAUCAGCUUUCAUCUGUCAAACCUUCCAAUGGAGGAUUGAUGCUAGCAGAUCAGACUCCAGAAAGACAAAACAGCCAAAACCUGCAGUGUCAUAACUUUUCCUCCAGUGAGUUAGAGCUUGGAAGAGGGACACCAAACUCUGACAUCACCACUGAUAGCUGUGGAGAUGGUAGGAAAGACAUUGAGGACAGCAUGGAUCCCCUGGCAGACGAAGAUGAUGGCCUGGGAUGCAACAAGAAUCGGCGCUCCAGCCUCACGAAACGCAUAGCCAACUCAUCGGGCUAUGUGGGGGAUCGGUUUAAAUGUGUGACUACGGAGCUUUACGCUGACAUCAGCAAACUGAGUAGAGAACAGAGAGCGCUUCAGCGCGCCAUGCUGCGCUUCUCCGAGCUGGAGCUGAAGGAGAAGGAGGGAGAAGGAGGAGAAGGAGGAGAAGGAGGAGAAGGAGGAGAAGGAGGAGAGGACAAAGAAGACAAUGACGAAGAAGGAGAAGAAAGGAUGACAGCAGCGGUGGCGGCAAGAGAGACGGAGCUGGCAGACAGCCAGCAGGAAGACGGAGGGAGGGAGGAAGAAGAGGAGGCGGAGGAGGGGAGGAAGAGACAGGGAGGAGGAGGAGGAGGAGGAGGAGGAGGAGGAGGAGGAGGAAGAGGAGGAGGAAGAACUCCCUCUGCAGCCGCCGCCGAGGCACCGAGAGGUUUCCAUCCGUCCUGCCCUCACAGCCGCCUGCCCGUCUCCUCGCUGUGCCGCCACUCCGACAACCCCCCCGUCCUCCGAGAGACGGAUGGCGGUUCAGUGGGGGAGGACAAAAACGAAGAGGAAGGAGGAGUUCUGCAGGAGAAGAAGAAAGAGGAGAGUUUAGUCUCACCAACACAACAUCAACAACAACAGCAAAGGUUUCUGUCCACAGGCAGAGGACUGUUUCAGGGAAACGCCUCCACACCGGGACACGGAGCGUCCAGUCUCAGCACAGCGAUAAACCGGAAGCGUAUUUUUAGUCUGGAGCCUUUUCACCAGAGUAGCAUCGCCAGCAGCCGGCUGAAGAGAGAGAGGGAGGAGGAGAGGGAGGAGGAGAGGGAGGAGGAGAGGGAGGAGGAGGACAGAACCGGCCCGUUCAACAAGAAGUUCAUCCCCGACUCGACUCUGGAGGACGUGAAGAAGCUGAAGGUUUGCAUCGAGCUGAAUGGCCUCAGACUGAACAAGCCCCGCCUCCCUGCUGAGCUCAGCCAAUGGCUGCCCUCCAGCCGGAGGUCGGCGGGGGCUGACAGGAAGUUCAGAAUGGACAUCCCAGCCAUCAGGGGGAGGUCGGAGGUCAACGGAGGCUGGUGGAGGGGAGACCAGAGAGUUUUUCACGUGGCCCCGCCCGCCUCACCUGCCCAUCUCCCCCGGCAACCCUGGAGCUCCGCCCCCCGACAACCCAGCCCUGCAUCCUUCACCUCCCUCACCUCCUCCCGCCUCCAGGACAAGCAUCAGAAGCUGAGAGAGAGCCGCAGGGUGUCCAGCCUUCUGCCGUCCUUACCUCCUCUUCCUCCCGCCGCCUCCUCACCUGUUCCUCCUCCCUUCCAGUACCGCGACGACGACCUCACCAAGCCGAAGGGCAAGCGACCCUGCAAGACGAAGCACACCGGGGGUGAGGCGGCGAGGGAGGAGGAGAGAGACGGGGGAGGAACCGACGAUGAGGAGAAGAGUGGGAAGAUCUCUCCGUCUGACCCGUCUCGCUCGCCCAGCUGUCGGCCUCCCUCUCCGCAGCACACACACCCGGCCCGUCCCGUCCCUCCUGAAGUCCGCCGGCUCAUCGUGAACAAAAAUGCCGGAGAGACGCUGCUCCAGCGUGCCGCCCGCCUGGGAUACGAGGAGGUGGUGCUGUACUGUCUGGACCGACGGACCUGUGACGUGAACCACCGAGACAACGCCGGGUACUGCGCCCUGCACGAGGCCUGCGCCCGCGGCUGGCUGGGCAUCGUACGCCACCUGGUGGAUCACGGCGCCGACGUCAACUGCAGCGCUCAGGAUGGAACCAGACCGCUGCAUGACGCCGUGGAGAACGACCACGUGGAGGUGGUGCGUUUCCUGCUGGCCUGCGGCGCCGACCCGACCCUCACCUCCUACUCUGGACGAGGACCAAUCAACAUGACCCACAGUGCCGCCAUGGAAACCUUCCUGGAGGACUAUCUCUCCGACCUCCAGGGAAGGUCGGAGGGCGAUCCAGGAAUCUGCUGGGAGUUCUACGGCAGCUCGGUGUGCGAGCCGCCCGGUGAGAGCGCAGUGUACAACAUUCUCGCUGACCCACCAGGACCAGAGGAGGAGGAGGAGGAUGAAGAGGAGGACGAGGAUGAGGAGCAGCGAGCCAGGAGAGAAGUGUUUGAGUUUGAGCUGUCCGACCGCCCGCUGCUGCCCUGCUACAACAUCCAGGUGUCGCUGUCUCAGGGCCUCAGGAACUGGCUCCUCCUUUCCGACGUCCUUGCUCGUCUGCGGAUGACGUCACGGUCUUUUCGGCGUCUCUUCCCGCAGCUCAACGUGCAGUCUAUCCCUGAGGAUGAGUUCUACCGGCAGGCGUCCCUGUCGCAGCUCCUCACAGGUCCAGAUGAGCAGGAGCUGGCCUCCUUCAGGCCAGACGUCAAGGACCCUUUGGAGCUGGUGGAGGCCACCCCCGAGCUGGCCGGCAUGCUCGGCUCUUCCCUUGAGUUUGUGGACACUCGUUGGGACUCUCUGGAAGGUUCGCCACCUCCAACGCCUCCUCCACCACCGACGCCAAGACCACCACCAUCUCAAAGACUGUUGCUAAGACCACCACAACGUAUUCCACCAUUAUUACAACCUCAGAGCCAAGCGGCUACAGAAGCUGGUGCUGAAGUGGACGUUACAUUGCAAAACAAGAGUUCAGACUCUGGACAAUUCCAAGGACCUAAAACUCUGGGAUUUUCUCCUCCGGCAGCUAAAAUAGAAACCAAAAUAGAUGCUAGCAUGUGGGAACCACAACAGCUCGUAAGUAAAAAUGCUGGAGUUCCAAUUCCUACAAAGUCAAACAUGACGAUGAAUGCUAAAGUGUGGGAACCACAAAGACAACAAAGAAAGAAUAUCGCGAUCUUUAAAUCUGUUGAUCAGGACUCUAAAAUUGACUCGAACUUGGGGGAAUGGCAAAGACAACUGAGUAAGAACAUUACGAGUGUUAAUUCUGUGAAUUCCUACUCUAACAUUAACUCCAGUUUGUGGGAGCUGCAAAGACAUCAAAGUAAGAAAACUUGGAUCAGUAAUUCUGCUAAUACAGACUCUCAGAUCGUCUCUGGCUUGUGGGAACAGCAACGGCAACCAAGUAAGGAAACUGGGAUCGUUAGUUCUGCUAAUCCAGACACGAAAUCGAACUGGGAACAACAACUGCAUGGAAAUAAACCCACUAGGAACAUUCCCGUCAAGCCCGACGUGGCAGUCGGUGCUGCCACAUGGGAACCACUGCGACUACGAAGCAGGAGUGCUGUGAAUUCUGACACCAAAGAAGAAUCGGCCCAGUCAGAACCACAACAAAUACAAAAUAAGAACACUGCUAAUUCAGCAAACACUAACGGUACAAUGGAUGCUAAUACAUGGAAAAGACAAAAUCAAGGGAGUAAGACCGGCAGAGUUUUGGACUCCACAAACCCAGGUGAUUCAGCUGAGGGUCGUGUUUGGGAACCACAGCAACUGCGAAGUAAGAAUUCAGAGCUCACCAGCCCGGCGGUGGAUGCUAACAUGUGGGAGUGCCAGGGAACAAAGAGAGCAGGCGGCACCAGUGACAACCAAGGCCAAGGAGCUAAGACCAUAAAGAUGGACGCUGCCUGGCAAAGGAACUUGAGCAACGUCAGAGUCCACAUCAGGGAUCUUGGGAUGAAAGUGGGCGGAAGCAUCCGGAGAGACGUAAAGAAAGAGCAGGCGAAGGCGGCUGGGAAAGGCGCCGGGGUUCAAACAAGGUCUUGACGACACUCUGAGAAAGAGCAACAAUACAACAGUCCAUAAAGAAAAUGAACAAUUUUACACACAAACACGUGUGAAUAUUGUAAAUGAUCAGGCUCAUGUGAACAGUUCAUCCUCUGUGGAGACACUGUGACAGUAUCAUGUGUAUGUAAACUGUAAAUAUCUGUCUUUUUAAUUCAUCAGUGCAGAAGUCACUGUUGUUGAACUGGUUGUUUGUAAAUGCAGUCUGGUGUAAAUACGGUGCAGUUCUGUUGAUGUGGUUUGUUGGUUGGGAGGUGGUUUGUUACCUUUGUGUGUAAUUUUGUAUCCAGCAUCCUGUCGGCUUUCAUCACCAAAAUAUUUAUUGUCCAAUAAACAUAAAGAAUAACAAAAA
Acanthopagrus latus (yellowfin seabream) is the source of this 8292-nucleotide messenger RNA. Its product is annotated as BCL-6 corepressor-like. The transcript has 13 exons. Gene Ontology annotation, biological process: negative regulation of transcription by RNA polymerase II. The record is from RefSeq and is a predicted model, not a curated record. Bases 678 to 7922 code for a protein of 2414 amino acids. Lineage: Eukaryota; Metazoa; Chordata; Actinopteri; Spariformes; Sparidae. Gene Ontology annotation, cellular component: nucleus. Gene Ontology annotation, molecular function: protein binding; transcription corepressor activity.